This is a messenger RNA of Zerene cesonia (dogface butterfly), 2809 nucleotides long. Its product is annotated as NHL repeat-containing protein 2. Lineage: Eukaryota; Metazoa; Arthropoda; Insecta; Lepidoptera; Pieridae. Gene Ontology annotation, molecular function: protein binding. The transcript has 11 exons. Bases 174 to 2498 code for a protein of 774 amino acids. The record is from RefSeq and is a predicted model, not a curated record.
UGACGGUUGUCAUUAUGAAAUCAAAAUAUACAAUUAUUAUUCAGUAAGAAUUAGUGAAAUUGUAUUUUAAACUCAUUACUUAGAAGUAAGAGUUAACUUUCACCGCUUGGUAUAAUUACAAGUAUUUUUGUUAAUGUUUUGUUAUCUAGUUUAGUGAAAACUUUGGUUUAAAAAUGGAAACAAGUCCUUUAGAUUAUGUAGCACAGGCUUGCAUGGAUUUAACAGAGGCUCUAGAAGCGACAUCGAAUGAAGCUGAAAAGGAUUCAUUAAUAUUAAAUCACAUAAAAAAAGUCUGGGCUGUAGUUCCACCUGUUGAAGACUUUAAAAAAAAUUUGGAAUGGGUUAAUGUUGCGGAGCCAAUUUUCUUGGGACAGCAUUGUCUAGAUAAAGUGGUUGUCUUAGACUUCUGGACAUAUUGUUGCAUUAAUUGUUACCAUGUUUUACCAGAUCUUGCUCAUCUGGAAAAACAAUAUAAAGUUGAAAAUGGUCUUGUGGUUAUUGGUGUGCAUUGUGCAAAGUUUGCAAAUGAAAAAUUAUCAUAUAAUAUACUGUCUGCUGUACAGAGAUAUGAUAUACACCAUCCAGUAGUUAAUGAUUCAGAGAGCUGUAUGUGGGACGCUCUUGGAAUAAGGUGUUGGCCCACUCUUCUGAUUUUAGGGCCAGGUAACAAACCUAUUUUUAUCUUCACUGGCGAAGGUCAUAGAGAUGAACUUGUAUCCUAUGUAGGAGCUACAAUACGUCACUUUGGAAACAGAGUGUCCACAGCACCAUUACCAAUUGCACCAGCCAAACAUUUGAAAGCUAAAGAAAAUAGUAUCCUUUAUUUUCCUAGUAAGUUAGCUCUCAAUCCAUUUUAUCGUGGCCGAGGUGAAGAGCCAUUCCUUGCUAUAUCUGAUACGGGUCACCAUCGUAUUUUGCUGACUGACUGUUCCGGAAUUAUCUUACGAACAAUCGGAGGUUCGGGACCUGGAUUCAAGGAUGACAAGAUAACAGAAGCAAAGUUUAAUUCUCCGCAAGGCCUGUGUUGGUUAUCAAGCUCAGUUCUCCUGGUAUGUGAUACAAACAAUCAUGCCAUUCGUGCAGUGCAUCUUGAUGAAGGUACCGUGGAGGUACUGGCUGGUACUGGGGAACAGGCAGCCACGGGAGAUCAAGGUGGAAAAUGCCUCGGUCUACAAGCGCUAUCUUCCCCCUGGGACAUACUGCUCUACUCGACCCCUGAUAUGGACAUGUCGGUGCGGCCCGCGCCCCCCGCGCCCCCCACGCCUCCAGCUGUCCCCGCGCCCCCCGCCCCGCCCCCGUCCUCCACACCCGCGCCCCUCGCCCCGCCAACGCAGGAAGAUAAGGACCCGGAUAAAGACAAAGUUAAAAAAGACGAAAAGCGACGCGUACUCCUAAUAGCUUGCGCCGGCUCUCACCAGAUUUGGGCGCUUUUCUUGGACAAUACAAUAUGGUGGAAGUACAAAACAUAUACUGAAGGCACGUGCGUGCGCAUCGCGGGUUCGGGCGCAGAAGCCGCGCGCAACAGUGCGUAUCCCAACACCGCCGCGUUCGCGCAACCUUCCGGACUCACACUUAGAACGGGGGCAAGUCCAGAAAUAUUCAUAGCGGAUUCUGAAAGCUCAUCCAUCCGAAGGCUAGCGUUAACAACGGGGCACGUGUCAACUCUGUGUGGAGGAGAUAGGAAUCCUUUGAAUCUAUUCGCAUUCGGAGAUGUAGACGACAUCGGCGUUGAAGCGAAACUGCAGCAUCCUCUAGGCGUUGCAUAUUGCGAGUCAAACAAAACACUGUACAUAGCAGACACGUAUAACCACAAAAUAAAGAAAGUCGACAUUGGACCGCAAAAAGUAUCCACCAUAUAUCCUACCAUGAUAGAAACAACAGAUCCGGCUAUAUUCAGCGAACCAUCCGGCCUAUCCGUUAGUUUGGACGGAAAAUAUCUGUACAUUGCGGAUACAAACAACCAUAGCAUUAAAAUACUCAAUCUAGCGAAAAACGUGUGUCAAGAAUUCAAAGUUCGGCUCCCGGACCCGAAAUUCGUGGAACCAGAAAACUUAAUUCUAUAUAAAAAUGACUUGUUCAUUAAUAGGAAGUGUGGCAAUUUAAUAAUUUAUUUUAAUGUCAGUUUGGAUACUGAAAUAAAAAAUGUAAAAUUCACGGCGGGCGCUCCACAAAAUUGGAAUGUGUGUAUUCGCGAUGAUGAUAAUAAGGACGUUACAUUAGAAGAUUUUGAAUUCGUGGGCUGUACGCAUAAAGGCACAAAAUUACCGGGUCGGGUGGAAAUGAAACUCAAAUCUCGUACAGAUAAGACACAUUAUCGCUUGUAUCUCAGUUUUCAUACAGCCCUGUGCGAAGGAAGCGUUUGUUUCACACAUUCCUUCACGAUUCGAUCCACUAUUCUAGUAAGGGAUUCGGUGAAAUUGGUUGAAUCUUAUAAAAUUACAUGUAAAGUAAAUCCGGUAAACCGACAGGAAUCAAAGUUAGAACAAAAUAAAGCAUAAUUUGCAUGCUUUUUAUAUUAUAAUUUAUUAAAUAAUGUAAAGCUGAAAUGUGUCGAACAUGUAUGUGGUUGUGGGGCAUUUAAAAAGUACACAAUACUUACACGAUUCGUAUGAUAUUAUUUUUAGUAUAACAUUGAUUCAAAAAUUCAUUAAUUCUAUUUUUUAUUACUCAUAGGUACUAACUCUUACGAUAAACUGUAAGCUUUAAAAUGUUAUGAAUUGUUUUUAUUUUUUUAUUCGUUGCUUUGUUUAAGUACACUUUAUUUCUAAGUGACAUACAUUGCGUAUGUGAUUAAUAAAAAAUUAUUGAA